AUGAAUCCCUUCAAGAACUACGAGACCAUUCAAGUCACGCUCAAGUACGGCGGAGCUAAGGGCGCGCGACUGAUAUCUGGGAUGACGAAUAAAACGGAGGCCCUUCACGUCCUUCUGGCAGAUCUCAAUGUUCUUAGAGCACAUCGUCCAAAAGGCGAAAACAUCCAUCAGGAAGGUGCUGCGUUCUUAUUGUCAUGGCCUCACCCCACUCGUGCGCCAGUCCCUGUGGUUGAGGGCACUUUGUACCCAAGAUGGGUGACCAUUUCCAAGGGAAAUCCAGAGCUGAACGCGGUCAAAGAGGAGCUCUCUAUGUAA
Suillus plorans is the source of this 315-nucleotide messenger RNA. RefSeq lists its product as uncharacterized. The transcript has 2 exons. The record is from RefSeq and is a predicted model, not a curated record. NCBI's taxonomy places the organism in Eukaryota, Fungi, Basidiomycota, Agaricomycetes, Boletales, Suillaceae. The coding region runs from base 1 to 315 and encodes 104 amino acids.